AUGAUAUUGCCUUUUGAAUACUAUUUUUUAAAUGACGCUGAUAACAGCAGCAAAAGCAACUAUAACAAUAUAUAAUUUAUUAAUGAAAAUUAGAAUAAUAAUUUAAGACAAAAGCCUAAAUUUUAUCCAAACAACCAAUUUUUAAUUGAGCAAGAAUAGGAUAAAUAUGAGAAUAAAAAGAUUAAAAAUUACAUUUCAGAUUAAAUUCAGUUACAACCUAAGAAUACGCCAAUUAAUAAAAUGAAUCAUUUUGCAAAUAUAAACAAUUAUUAAGACAAUAAAUUUUCUUUAGAAUCUUUAAAUUAAGCUUAGUAAGAUAAUCUUUAGAAAGAAGAAGAUUUAUCCAUUCUUUCUUUUGAUUCCUAAGAAGAAUUAAAUUAUUUAUAGGAAGGCGAAGAAAAUAAUUAGUUUUUAAAUGAAGGAGAUAUUUUUGGCUAUUAAACUCGAUACACAUUUUUUGAAAAUAGAAAUAAUUUAUUAGUAGAGGAUGCAACAAACAAAAACAACAACAACUACAACUACAACUACAACAACAACAAUAGUAGCACUUAAAGAAAUUACGAUUUUAAUUAUUAGAACACUAAUGAAAUGCUUUAAAAAAAGAAGAAAAGUAAUUUUUAAAAUAAAAGUCAAAGUUAAUUAAAUAAUCAUAAAAAUGAAGAAAAAAAACCUAGUUAGUAGAGAAAGGAGCAGUUAAUGAAAAGAUUUGAAAGUUUGUCUAGAAUUUACAAUAAGGAACUAUCAUAAACUGUCACUAAUGGAUGGCUAAAACCUUCUUAAGCUAAAACAAUAAGUUAGGAUAACAAUUUAGGGAGUUCUGCUGCUAAGAGUAGCAAGGUUUUUUACUAAUAAUAGAAACCUUUUUCUGCUUAAAUUACAAAUUCAUCUCUUAAAUAUGCAGCUGCUUCUAAUGGUUUUCAAAAUUUAGAUUUUUCGUAUAAAUAAAAACAGUAACUUAUUUAACAAGAAACUAAAAAUAAGAUCAAGGAAUAAUAAAAUGUAGAAUCCAAUAAUAGAAUAAGCAUGAAACCUCCUAAGUCUGCAAAUUUAAAUAGCUAUAAAAAUAUUUCUAAUCUAAAAAACUUCAAAGAAAUCAUUUUAACGAGACCAAAUAGUAAAUAGGUCAAAUUUUAGCAACAAAAUUCUGUUAAUUCUCAGCCUUCUUCUUUGGUUUCCUAACCUCUAAAAAUUUAAAGUAUAGAAAAAAAUAAUUUAAAUAGCAACUUAAAUGAUUAAAAUUUUUAUGAUGAUUUUGCUGAGUUAGGCUCAACUGAAACUACUGGCUUUUCUUUUUAGAAUGUUUUUUAGUUGGCAGGUGUUCCUAAAGAUUUUAUAGCUUCUCCUAGAAGUCCUGUACAAGAAUUAAACCAAAAAUAAGAAAACAGGGAAAAUGAACUAGAUCAAAUGUUAAAUGAUCAUCAUAUUUAUGUUGCAAGUUCUGUUACAAAUUAAAAUUAAAUAAAAAAUGAGCAAACAGAAAGGAAACCAAAUAUGUUUGGUAAAACUCUGACAACUUUGGCUCGGCCCUUUUCAAAAGAAUAUUCAAACAGAAAGGAUAUUCUUAAAAGUGCUUAGUAGAACGUAAGGUUCAACAAAAAUUUAGAUUAUCUUGAUAGUCAAAAUAAAGUUGUAGCCAAAAACAAAAAAAGAACAAUUUUUAAAAUAAAUUAAAAUAAUCUGUAAGGAAAUCAAAAAGAUUUAUAGUCAAAUCAAACUUCUUCAGUGAUCUCAUAAUAAAAUUCGAUUCAGUAAUAUGGUGAUGAUAAUUAUCAAUAAAAUUAAGUUUUAAAUGAUGAUCAAAGCCCUUUGAUUAAAUAAAAUUCGAUUGAUUUAAAUGCAGCUGAAAUAAUUUAAAAUGAUGAAAACGAAAAUACUUAAAAGGAAAAUGUGCUCUAAUAAAAAAAAAAUUAAUCCAAUUAAAUUGUAACAAGUUAACAGCAAAGCAAUAACUAUUUUAAAUAAGAAACCACUACUAAUACAUCAAAUUUUUCUACCACAAGCAAUAGAAUUAUUUCUUUAUAAGCUUUAAGAUAAAAAAAUAAUUCUACUGUUAAAAAUUCUGACAACAAUAAUCAAAAUCAAACUAAUCCUUAAAAUUAAAACACUAAUUUAAAAGAGAACAAUGAUAAAUAAAAUUUAAAAAAAACUAAAAUAUAAUCAGCAAGUGCAAAUUAAGCUGGAUAAUCAAAUAAUUAAUUACAAAAAACAUUUUUUAUCAACUCAUAAGAUGAAUAUGUCAGAAGGACACUUCUUAGAAUGGGCUGGAAAGAAAAUAAACUUCUUUUAAAUAAUAAUUUUGAUUUAAAAUGGAUUUAUAUAGAUUCAAAUGAUGACUACAAGUUUUUAAAUGAUAACUAAUUUUACAACCACUUUAAAAAUAACACUGAGCUUACAUAAAAGGGAAGACUGCUCUACAACUUGAAAAAUAACACACAAUUUGGUGUAAAUUAGGAAUUAUUUUUUCCAAGGUGCUACGAUCUUGGAAAUGAUCAGGAAAGAGGAGAAUUUUCUAAUGAAUUUAAUAGAAUGAAUGUGAUGAAUCUGUUGAAAAAGCACAUACAAUAUAUAAAGCUAAGAAGAAGUCAAACGUAUUAGGAAAUCAAGCAAGCUUAUUAAUAGAAGCAAGCCAAUAAAUUAAAUGCUUAAGUAAAAGAUGGGAUAUUCUUUGCAAAAGUAACGAAAUAGAAGUUCUUUAGUCCUUUAAUGUACGAAGAUACGAAGAGAGAUAACAGAUUUAUUUUUAACAUUACUGUGAUAGCUGAAGCUGUGGAGAUACUCAAAAAAUUAAAAAGAUAGUAAGAGGAAUAUAUAGAUGAAACAAGAUAAUCAAGAGAUUGCUAAUUAUAUAUUUACUAAACAAAUUUUAAAUUGGAGUCUAUGAUUUCUCAGUAUGUUAAAAUUAAUGUACCUUUCGAUGAAGAAAAGUUUGUAUUUGAAAAGAUCGUGGGUAUGUCAAAAGAACAUUGGUCAUCUCCAUCUAUGAAACUUAUGAAAAAGCUUUACUCAUUGUAUAAAUAUUUCAAAGAUGCUGACCCAUAAUUUAAAGUUUCUGGAACAAAAAAUAUUUGGAUAAUUAAACCAUCUGCUAAUUCAAGAGGAUCUGGGAUAUAUUUAGUAGAUAAAUUAGACGAAGCUAUUGACAGUGGUUUAAAAAUGUAGGCGAGAAUAGUUUAAAAGUAUAUUGAGAGGCCUUUAAUAUUUCAAGGAGCAAAAUAUAAGAAACUGAACAAUAAAAAAUUUGACAUCCGAUAAUGGGUCUUGGUAACAAGCUUUAAGCCUCUCAAAAUUUAUUUUUUUACAAGCAGCUAUUUAAGAGUGUGCAGCUAAUCUUUUGAUUUGGACAAUAUUAAGAUUCUUUCUAAGCACUUAACAAAUUUCAGUUUAAAUAAAAAUAGUCUAGCCAAAGAAAACUGGGAUGAGACUGUAGUUGAGCUAAAAGAUUUCAUUAGUUAUUUGAAGGAGUUUAAAAAUAUAGAUUAUCAGGAAGAUGUAAAGCCUAAAAUAAAGGAUUUAGUUAUAGAAACAAUUAAAUGUGCAGCAGACAAAAUUGUCAACAGAAAAAAAAGCUUUGAGUUAUAUGGCUUUGAUAUUUUGUUAGACGAGUAUGCUCAUCCUUGGUUGCUUGAAGUAAAUUUAAGUCCAGCUUGUUCAGAAAGAAGCUCGUUUUUGACUGAAAUGCUUGAUGCGAUGGCAUACAAGAUGUUCUAAAUUGUUUUUAAAUAAAACAACUUAUAAGAAGACUUAGAAAUCAAUAAAGAAACUGCAAUUUCUACUGCACCUGCUUCUUGCCAAAAUCCAGAUUAUGAUUGGGAAGAAAUUUAUAAUGAAGAGUAAAAAGAAUAUUUUUGUGAAGAAGAUAAUAAUAUGCAAUUAGCCUUUAAUAAUGAUAUCCAACUUAUGGUUAUAGGGUAAAAAGCAGAUUUAAAAAAGGAAAAAAAUCUUGAUAAAAAAUACUUCUAAUAUUGGGGAGCGAUUAAAAUUCAAUCAAAGAUUAGAUCAUUUUUAGCCAAAAAGAAGCUAUAAAGAUUGAAAAAUUAAAAGUUUACAUUUGCAGCCAUUAAAAUUUAGUAAAAGAUGAGACAAUUUUUAGCUAAAAAGCAGUUAAAUAUUUUGAAAAAGCAAUAAUAAACAAAUAUAAAUAUUCCAAUAGAAGAUUUUAACUAAGUUAGUGUUAUUGAAGUAUGA
Tetrahymena thermophila SB210 is the source of this 4185-nucleotide messenger RNA. RefSeq names its product tubulin glycylase 3E. Gene Ontology annotation, biological process: protein polyglycylation. Gene Ontology annotation, molecular function: protein-glycine ligase activity, initiating; protein binding. The record is from RefSeq and is a predicted model, not a curated record. Lineage: Eukaryota; Ciliophora; Oligohymenophorea; Hymenostomatida; Tetrahymenidae. The transcript has 4 exons.